AUGUAUGGUAGUGCUAUUUAUUGUCUAAACUGCGCCUAAUUUAAUCUAACUAAAUCGAGAUUUGUUUAUAACUAGGCAAUUAAAGGAGGUGCAAUCUUUCUUGAAUAUCUUCGAUAUUUUACUAAUUAAGUAGUUAGUCUUGAUUAAAAUUUGCAGGAUGUACAGAUUGAGAAUAUUACCUCAUUUGAAAGUGGAGGAUUCCAAUAUUUUGCUGGUAACAACUUUAACAGUUCAAACUCUUUAUUAAAAUGCAGGUUCUUUAAUAUAAAAUCCUCUUUAAACAGUAUUUAAAAUUCAUUAGAUUUUUAACCUACUCAAAAUAAAUUAUAUGGUGGAGGUAUAUUCAUGUUUUCAGUAAAGCAAGUAGAUCUUAAUAUCAAAGAUUCCUUUUUCGAGAAUAUUGAAGCAUUACAAUUGGGAGGGAUAUUGUUAUUGGAUUCUAACUAUUUUUCCUAGUUUAUUUUGCAAAAUAACAGUUUUAAAAAUAUUUCUGGCAGAAACCAGGGAGCUAUGAUCUAUUCUUAAUCUCAAAAUUAUUAGAAAGCUGUAUUAAUUGACAACAGAAUAGACUGCCAUCCCUAUUCUAACAUUUCAGAGGAGCAGAAUCAAUUUAUGAAGGGCGAAGAAAUAUUAUCAACCAGUUAAACAGGGUCUCAUAUCUUCUACUUUGAAAGUGAAUAAUAAUCAACUCUAUUAUCAUAAAAUAACACAGUAAUAAAUUGCAUCAACUAGUACUCUGAAAUAAUUGGAAAUUUACAAAGAUAGAUUGUAAGUGGAGGAGUUUAUAUGCUAAAUACAAAUAUUGUUAUGACUGAUAUCAAUAGUACAUAUGCUAAUAAUUCUGCUUAUUUUGGUGGAAUUUACUAUUCUAUAUCAAAUAGUAAAUUCAUUAAUAACAUUCCAAAUAUGGCAGGUGGUUUGAUAAAAUAAGCAGGGGAAAUUCAAACUUAGAACAUAAUUUUAGUUCAGAAUUAUAGCUGA
Molecule: messenger RNA, 981 nt
Organism: Stylonychia lemnae
Lineage: Eukaryota; Ciliophora; Spirotrichea; Sporadotrichida; Oxytrichidae
Source: the annotation of a GenBank genome assembly